AUGAUCAAUAGAAGAGUAGGUAUUAGGAUCCCAACUAAACUGAGUAUUCCAAAGCAGGACUUCAGCCAGUCAUGGGAAAUAUUAGAAAGUGCACUAAACCACAUAUAUGCUGAGGAUACGGAAAAACUGUCAUUUGGAGAUUUGUAUAGGACAAUUUAUACACAAGUACUAAAUCGUAAUGGGGAAAAACUGUAUUCGGCCUUCGAAGCCUAUAUGGCCAAGAAACUUGAUGAGAUAAGGGAAUUGACGUUCACUGAGCAUGUAUUAAGCGAUAAUGAUUCAUUUCUGCUUGAAAUGGGAGAGCUGUGGAAGAAACAAUCUGAUAUUCUGAAAACGAUCAGUGAUCUUACGAUAUAUAUGGAUAAAGUUUAUUCAAAACCAAACAGAGUGCCAGAAAUACACGAGUUAGGUCUACAAAUAUUCAAAAAGCAUAUAUUAAUGAAAAUCAAGGAUCAAUUACUAAAUAGUAUACUUGCCGAUAUCAACUCUGUUCGUGAUUGCCAAGAAUUAGAUCUUCAGAAGGCUCACUUAUGGAAAUUGCUUGUUUCUAUGAUGGAAACUAUUACAGAUACUAAGGAUACAUUUUACCUAAACUAUUUUGAACCAAAAUUCCUUAACGAUACUGGACUAUAUUAUAAGAAAUCAUUCACACCUACAGAUAAAUCUGCCACAGAGUGCCUGGAAAAGAUUAGAGUUCUUCAAUCAUUUGAAAUUGAAAUGUGCGAGGACUAUCUAAACAAAGAUACCAUAUUAAAAUUAAAUCAUGUGUUAGAAGAGGUUCUUUAUAACCAGAAACUUAAUAUUCAUGUCCCAGAACUAAUCAAAAUCUCGUUUGAACAAGACAAUUAUGAAUUAUUGGACCAAAUAUACACUGUUUCAUUAUCUGAUGAUUAUAGGCUCCAGAUUGUGAAUGCAAUUAAAUCAUACAUGCUAAAACACUGUAACAACUCUGAACCGAAAGAAAUUCCAAAGAAGAGGUACUUAUAUGCUAUACAAUGGACCGCAAGAGUUCUCGCAACAUAUAAAAAGUGUCAUGAGUUCCUCUCCAAUGUCAAUUUUGGAUCUGUAGUUGUCAGAAAAAGUGAAGCUGAUAAUGAAACAGAAACAAAAGCUUACAAUUCAGCUGUAAUCAGCAAUGAAGUAUUUUCUGAGUACUUGAAUCAAGAUGGUAAAAGAUCAUCGGAAUUUGUGACGAUUUACCUAGAUUCAUGUUUGAAACUGUCAAUAGAGAAACAAAAAUAUAAACAAGUGAAACAGGAUUUAGAUGCCGCUGUAAAGCUGUUCAAGCUUCUGCAGGAAAAGGACAUUUUUUCGCAAUACUACCAACAGCAGCUGUCCAAGAGAUUAUUACAACAAAAGUCAUCUCUAGACUUAGAGAGAUGGUUAAUAACUCAGAUCAAAAGUGAAAUGGGCUCAUUAUUUACAUCAAAACUUGAAGGUAUGCUAAGAGAUGUAAAUUCUUCCAUCGAGCUAUAUAAGACUUUCCAAAAUACUACAAAGGAAGCGGUUGCUGGAUUUAUGUUCAAGCCUCAGAUUUUAACUCCCACAUCUUGGCCAUUUCAAGCUCCAGAUCGCGUAGACCCAAACUUCAAGCUGCCUGAAACCUUACAGGGUAUCCAGGAUAGUUUCGAAACAUUUUACACUAACAAAUAUAACCAAAGAAUUUUGAAGUGGUCUCAUCAUUUAAGCUCAAUUGAAGUGGGAUAUCAGUUUGCGAAGACCUAUCAUGAGAUUCACUUGCCAAUAUAUGCCGCAUCAAUAUUCUUUUUGUUUGAAAAUCAUGACAGCUUAACCAAAGAUGAGAUACAGGAUAUGACAGGUUUACCCGACGUUGAGCUAGAUAAACUGUUGCUAUCCAUGACUACCGCUCCCAGAUCAAAGAUACUUGUUAAAUCACCACCUUCUAAGAUAAUCAACUCCACUGACACAUUUGCAAUAAACGAAGAUUUUACUGCACCAACAACCAAAGUAAAAUUACAAAUGAUAAUAGGAGUUGUACAACCAAAUAACGGUACAGGCGAACCAAACAAAGCAUCAAUAAUGGACAAUGUUGAAAGAGAGAGGCAAGAAGUGACAAAUGCUGCCAUCGUUAGGCUAAUGAAAAGCGAAAGACAUUUACAGUUCUCAGAAUUACAGGAAAAGACUGCUGUGCAGCUUGCCCAAAGAUUUACACUGUCACUGGCAACAUUUAAGGCUUGUAUAGAAACAUUGAUAGAGAAGGAAUACAUUCAGAGGGAUGUGGAUGACCAUGAAUUUCUCCACUACAUUACCUAA
Molecule: messenger RNA, 2274 nt
Organism: Nakaseomyces glabratus
Lineage: Eukaryota; Fungi; Ascomycota; Saccharomycetes; Saccharomycetales; Saccharomycetaceae
Gene: CUL3
Product: cullin CUL3
Biological process (GO): protein ubiquitination; ubiquitin-dependent protein catabolic process
Cellular component (GO): Cul3-RING ubiquitin ligase complex
Molecular function (GO): ubiquitin protein ligase binding
Source: RefSeq, a predicted model, not a curated record